Molecule: messenger RNA, 2078 nt
Organism: Nilaparvata lugens (brown planthopper)
Lineage: Eukaryota; Metazoa; Arthropoda; Insecta; Hemiptera; Delphacidae
Product: proton-coupled folate transporter
Exons: 11
Coding region: 353-1849 (498 amino acids)
Biological process (GO): transmembrane transport
Cellular component (GO): membrane
Molecular function (GO): transmembrane transporter activity
Source: RefSeq, a predicted model, not a curated record
GUAAAGUGAGGUUAGAAAAAUGUACGUUAUCAGUAAUACAGGUUUAAAAGCUUUAUUUUUGUUACGCAAUCAACUUGAUUAUCACUUAUUUAUGAGGGCUAAACCAAUGAUAAAUUUAUAGUAGUUAUUUUUAGGUGGUAUUUGUGUUGUUAUUCGGCCUAAAUAAACAUGUGAAGUUUUAUUUUUCAUCAAGUUGUAUUAACAAGUGAGUUUUUACUCCAUGUAUUUUUUUUAUCACUUUGAACAGUAUUGAAGAGUAUUUUUUUUAUGUUCAAUAUUAUUAAUUAUUUCUUGUUUACUCGGAAAUAAAUUAUCCAAGGCGUUAUUCAACAACAUAUAUAUUAUUAAUGUAAUGGAGCAUGUGGAAAGCCAUAACUUGACCAAAGAAAAUACCAUGGAUCACAUGGAGAGAAAUAAUUUGAAUAAUUUAGAUGUAGGCCUAAAGAGAACAGAGCUUACGAGAUGGAAUAAUUGGAGCGUUGAGUUGGUUUUGUUUCUUUACUUCUUGGCCUACAUGAUGACCUCUGUUAUAGAAGAAUCAUUGUUCAUUGAUAAAGCCUGUCGAAUCAAUUUGAACAUAUCUGCCAACAUAUGUGAUCACAUCAGCUUGAAGGAGAAUGAAAGCUACAAGAAAAAAGUGCAGCUGGUGGUGUCGAACUUCCGGCAGUACGAGAGCGUGGCCAUGCAUGCUGUGCCCACAGUGUUGGGUGUGUUUGUGGGCGCGUGGAGUGACCGUCACGGUCGCAAAUUGCCCAUGCUCAUGGGCCUCAGUGGAGCUGUUCUCUAUGCGGCCAUGCUCAUUGUCAACAUCGUCAACGAUUGGCCACUUGAGAGCAUCCUGUACACAGCGACAUUUCCGGCCGGAAUGACCGGAUCUGGAUUGGCCAUAUUUCUGGCAGCCUUCACCUACAUAUCGGACAUCACAACCCCUGACAGCCGAACCCACCGCAUUUCACUGCUCGAGGUCGCCUAUCUCAUUCCAAUGCCCACUGGAGUCGCUUUGGGGUCCUAUAUUUUCACAAACGUUGUCAACAGAUCGUACCUGGCAAUGUUUAGCAUUCAGUUGGCGCUACAGGUGGUGGCGUUUCUGUAUGCCUGCCUCACAAUGAAGUGCAAGACGAACCACUCAACUGUGGCCGAGCAUAGCGGCGACAGCCAUUGCUUCUGGGGCGUUUGCAACUGGAAUAUUGUGGUGGAGACGUGGCGGACUUUAACCAGGAAACAUCCCAAUAAUCGAAGAAUUCUUCUAAUUGCAAUCAUUUGUGCGAUGGGUCUUUACACAUUCCAAAGAGAUGAGAAACACAUAUUUUUCCUGUAUACUCAAUUGAAGUUCCACUGGUCUGUAUCAGAGUUCAGCAAAUUCAGAACUUUCCAUUCCAGUAUGAUAGUAGUAUGUCUUUUGGCAGCUACUCCUCUAUUCACAAAAGUAUUUGGAAUGAGGGAUACAAUUGUGGCCAGUAUUGGUUGUUUGGCCCAUGCUUCUGGCAGAGUGAUAUUUUCACUGGCACAACAGCGCUCCACUCUCUACUGUGGUGCGGCCGUGGCAUCUUUAGGCACAAUAGUUGCUCCCGUUCUGAGAUCAAUCACAUCUAAAUUGAUUCCACCUUCUGAGAGAGGUAAAGCGUUUAGCUUAUUGACAGUAGCAGAUCAGUCGGUGCCAAUAAUUUCUGGGGCACUUUUCAGUCAAAUUUACAAUGCGACAAUCGACUCGAAUCCAGCGGCCUUUUUCUCCAUCACCAUCAUCAGCCAGUUGGGUGUUCUAUUUUUUGUCAUGAUCAUCCAUUGCCGACUUGGAGGGAGAAAUAUUAAUCAGGCCGAGGAUUCCAGACUUGAAACAAACAGCGAUUAGAAUAUUGGACGACGCAACACCAGUGAGCUGAACAGCAUUCCUUAAUUGUAUUAUACAAGCUCUUAGAUUAGAUUAGUGUUAUAAGAUAGUAACGUGUAAGUAGGUUUUGUUACCAUAAGAUAUUUUGUGUGUUCUAUUUGUUAGAAUUUGCAUUCCGUUUAUUUUAGUAGAGUACUCAGUAUUUCAUAAAUGUUGAUACUUCUUACAUAAAUCUAUUUUUAUUUGUUCA